This is a messenger RNA of Gloeophyllum trabeum ATCC 11539, 2458 nucleotides long. RefSeq names its product RNA-binding domain-containing protein. Gene Ontology annotation, cellular component: cytosol. The transcript is spliced from 5 exons. Gene Ontology annotation, molecular function: mRNA binding. Lineage: Eukaryota; Fungi; Basidiomycota; Agaricomycetes; Gloeophyllales; Gloeophyllaceae. The record is from RefSeq and is a predicted model, not a curated record. The coding region runs from base 67 to 1719 and encodes 550 amino acids.
GCUCCCUCAAGCGUCCCUUGUCUCUUGUCCCCCACUGCACCUGCUCGCCGACAAUUUGUUUCACUCAUGGCUGUAAAAUCGGACAAGAAGGACGUCAAGGCGACAAGGGACAAGGCAAGCAAGAAGGACGCUAAGAAGGACGCUAAGAAGGACUCUAAAAAGGACUCCAAAAAGGACGUAAAGUCCGCAGCUGCAAAGGCAGCGGCACCUGCAACAAAGAGUCCUGCCAAGUCCGAUAAAAAGUCCUCACCCGUCAAGACUCCCGCAAAGCCCGCCAAGAAGGCUGAGAGCAGCGACGAAUCGUCCGAGGAUGACUCCUCCGACGAGUCGGAAGAGGAGAAGCCCAAGGCUGCGCAGGUGAAGAAGGCAGCACCCAAAAAGUCGUCUUCCGACUCAUCAGAAGACGAAUCUGAGGACGACUCGGAGGGCUCCAGCGAGGGAGAGACGGCGAAGGCUGCACCUGCCGCAAAAUCCAAAACGAAGAAGUCUGCUCCCCCUACGCCCGCGAAGAAGGCUGCGCCUCCUACGUCGUCUGAUGACGGCGAGGAGGAUUCUGAUGAUAGCGAUUCGUCCGAUGAGGACGAGAAGCCUGCUGCGACGAAGGCUGAUAGCGAGAGCGAGAGCGACGAAGAGUCCUCCGAAGCCUCGUCAGAUGAGGAGUCUGCGAAGCCCGCCGCCUCGAAAUCGCCUGCUAAGGCUGCAAACGGUGCCGCAAAAGCCAACGCCAACGCGAGCGACGAAAGUUCGUCCAGUGAGGACGACAGUGAAGAAGGCAGCGAUGCGAGCGACUCGGACGAGGAGAUGGCUGAUGCUCCUGUCAAUGGUGCAGCAAAGGGCAAGCGAAAAGCUGAGGACGAGCCAAAAUCGACCAAGAAGGUGAAACUCGCCAACGGCGACGCCGCUCCCGCCGACUCCUCAAACAACAACGAGGAAGAAACCAAAACGAUCUUCGUCGGCCGCCUCUCGUGGAACGUCGACAGCGACCAGCUCGCGCAGGAGUUCGCCGAGUGCGGCGAGGUCGUCUCCGCCCGUGUGCAGAUGGAUCGCAACACGGGCAAGUCGCGCGGCUUCGGCUACGUCGAGUUCGCCACCGCCGACGCCGUCGAGGCCGCGCUCAAGAUGAACGGGCGUGAGAUCGACGGCCGCCCGGUGAACAUCGACCGCUCCACCACGGUGAGCAAGGACACCUCGCGCCAGAACCGCGCCAAGGCGUUCAACGACCAGGCGAGCGCGCCGUCUGCGACGCUAUUCGUCGGCAACCUCAGCUUCGACGUCACGGAGGACACCGUCUGGGAGGCGUUCACGGAGCACGGCGAGGUGAAGAACGUGCGCCUGCCGACCGACCGUGAGACGCAGCGCCCGAAGGGUUUCGGGUACGUCGAGUUCACGGACGUCGAGUCUGCGAAGAAGGCGUUCGAGGCGUGCAACGGGAUGGAGAUCGCGGGCCGUGCUAUCCGCCUGGACUACUCGCAACCGAGGGACAGCAAUGGCGGUGGAGCCCGGGGUGGUCGUGGUGGUGGACGCGGCGGGUUCGGUGGAGGACGGGGUGGUGGUGACAGCGGCUGGGGUGGCCGUGGUGGUGGCCGUGGCGGUCGUGGUGGAGGUGACCGCGGUGGUCGUGGAGGAGGACGGGGCGGUCGUGGCGGACGCGGUGCUCCCCGCGGGGGCGCCCGCACAGGUGGCAUCGUCCAGCCUGAGGGCAAGAAGGUCAAGUUCUGAGGAUUGGGUACCUUGCUAUAUGAUAUCUUGUCUACGAUUUGUACACGUCAUGUCUCGUUCCACGCUCUCGCUAUGUGCUAUGGUUAUAGUAUGACGGCCUCUGCAUUCGAUGUGGCUACACUGGAGGGUAUAUGUAAUUUAUAUCGAUCGAGUCGAUGCUACUACUGCUCGAUGAUGGACCGCAAUACAGUCGAGGUAUUAGGAUGUCUGUCAUAAAUACGGGGAUCAUAUGCAUAGCAUAGUGCGUGAUAAAAUUAAAAAGUUAAUUGGAGACCGAUUCAUAGCGGUGGAUUGCUUCGGUGGGGGACUACGAGUCCGGGGCCGCAGACGGGUCGCCGCGCUUUUGGAUCUUGACCGUGCCGGUCUUCUCGAGGCGCUCGAAGAGCGUCAUGAGCUUCUCCAUCUCCUGCUGCUUCUCCUCCUCGGUCAUCUCGGGCUCGGGGUGCUCGACGUGCACGGUGCCCGUGAUGGGGUUGAUGGGCUCGCCUGUGGGCGCGGUCGUCGGUGCCGUGGAGGAGGCGGGGCGCGGCGGCGCAGACAUGAUGCCCUUGUUGUAGAGGAACCCGGCGACGUUGCCGUAGCCGACUUGCGAGGCGAGGACACCGGCAUCGGAGUCGCAGAUCGCAUAAAGCAUCUCGCCGACGGCGUCUUUGAGCCGCGGGUGGUACACGCUCGAGAGCAGGCGCAGGCACCGCCCGAGCAUGUCCGCGCGCCCCUCGAGCGGCGCCGUGCGGUCCAG